GUGGGGAGCAUAUGCAUUUUUAUCAUAUCUAAAACAACAAAACGUCCUCCUACAAAGAUACAAGGGCAGGUGUCUCAGUGGGAGUGAUGCACGCAAACGUGGGAAACUCUUCUCACAUUCCCAGAAAUGAUACUUACAGCUUGGCUCUGGGAUCCGAGUCUACAAUCAUGCUGCAGUGGCUCUUGGUUCUGGCUUUGCAAUGUGGCUUUACAUGCACCUCACACCAGUCUUUACUUCAGAAGAGGCAAUGUGUUUUCCAAGUCAGUCACAAAAAUAUCCGCAGAUACACUGCAGCUGGGAAUGUGAGUGGGUCCGUCCAGGUCUGUGAGAACAGCACCUGCUGUUUGGGCAUUUUCCGGAACAUAACUGGCGAACUAAAGGUUGAAACCCUAGCCUGUAAUGUGGUAGAGAAGUCUUGUCCAGAUCCAACCUGCAAGAAACUUCGAAACUUCAUCACAUGUGUGUGCAACUCAGACCUCUGCAACGGCAACAUAACGCUGACUCCAAAAUCAGAGGAUCCUCCACACACCAUCUCCUAUUCUGCAGGUGUAACAGCAGUCAUGGUUGUGGCAGUCAUUUUGCCAGUCGCUGGAUUUGCACUUACUGCCAUCAAAUGGAGAAGCAUCCGUAAAGAGAAAAAGGGGGAUCUACAGUCCUCUUUUCAUGAUGACCCUCUGCAGCCACUUUCUUCCCGUGAGGCAAAAACAGAGAAUUACAUAACUGACAUUGAAAUACAACAGGUUGUGGGCGAAGGGCAUUUUGCCACUGUUUUUCAAGGGAAGUACCAAGACUCCAAAGUGGCAGUGAAAGUCUACCCUGCAGGCUGGAAACAAAAAUUUACCACAGAAAAGGAGGUUUAUGAGCUUCCUCUGAUGAGACAUGGUGGGAUUAUCCACUUCUUGGGCACCGGGUGGAAAUCAGACGAUGGCAGCUGGUUCAUUGUGCUGCGAUAUGCAGAAUAUGGUUCUCUCCAUUCCUUUCUGCAUAAACAUACCACCAGCUGGAUCCAAACACUGAAGCUGUGCCAGUCCUUAUCACAGGGACUUUCCUAUCUACACUCUGACCUCCACAGCCAUGAUGUGCACAAACCACCAGUGGCCCACCGAGACCUCAGCAGCUCCAACGUGCUGAUCAAAGCAGACGGUACCUGUGCGCUCUGUGAUUUUGGAUGUUCCACCAUCCUGCGUUCUUGUUCUGAUGGUGAUUUUUGGCAGCACCACAUCCAAAACAUGAAGGAUCAUGCACAGUUUGGCACAUUGAACUACAUGUCCCCUGAGAUCCUGGAGGGCUCUGUAAACCUGAGAAGCCACUUAUUCCUCAUGCAAGGGGACAUAUAUUCCUUGAGUCUGGUGCUGUGGGAGAUUUGGAUGCGCUGCUCAGAUUUAUUUGAAGGUGCAAUUGUUCCACAGCAUCUAUUACCUUAUGAACUGGAGCUGGAUGCAAAUGCAACAAGGGAAAGGUUAAUUCUUUAUGUGUCUAAGAUGGACAAGAGACCCUCCAUACCUGAACACUGGGACAGGCUUCCACAGGGGCCCGUGCUGAAGGAGCUCCUGACAGACUGCUGGGAUCUUGAUAUGGAUGCCCGACUGACCGCUCCAUGUGUUGUGGACAGAUUAAUGUCUCUUAAGUCCUCUUACUUUCCAUGACUUCUUUUUGUCCUGCUCUUUGGCUGUAUAUUCACAUAAUAGUUUCAGUUAACUAUUUUUGUUUCACUUCACUUGUAAUGUAGCUUCUAAUUUCAAUCCCCAUUAAAGUCUGUUUUC
Messenger RNA from Menidia menidia (Atlantic silverside), 1763 nucleotides. The record is from the annotation of a GenBank genome assembly. Lineage: Eukaryota; Metazoa; Chordata; Actinopteri; Atheriniformes; Atherinopsidae.